Messenger RNA from Melospiza georgiana, 3412 nucleotides. It is a transcript of the gene IRF2BP2, whose product is annotated as interferon regulatory factor 2 binding protein 2. The transcript has 2 exons. Gene Ontology annotation, cellular component: nucleus. The record is from RefSeq and is a predicted model, not a curated record. Gene Ontology annotation, biological process: regulation of transcription by RNA polymerase II. Lineage: Eukaryota; Metazoa; Chordata; Aves; Passeriformes; Passerellidae. Gene Ontology annotation, molecular function: transcription corepressor activity. The coding region runs from base 187 to 1941 and encodes 584 amino acids.
CGGGGCGCCCGCCGCGCCCCGCUCCAGCGCACGGAAGAGGAAGGCGAGGGGGAGGGGGCCCGGCGGACGGUCCCGCUGCGGCCGCGGCUCCCGAGCCUGCCCGUCGGGACUCCGGUGACGAGGGGCGGAGGAGGCAGCGGCCGAAGCCGGAGCGGGGGGCGCUCGCCGCUGCCCCGGGGCCGGGACAUGUCGUCGGCGGCGGUGGCGGCUGCUUCCCGCAGGCAGUCGUGCUACCUGUGCGAUCUACCCCGCAUGCCCUGGGCCAUGAUCUGGGACUUCACCGAGCCCGUCUGCCGGGGCUGCGUCAACUACGAGGGCGCCGACCGCGUGGAGUUCGUCAUCGACACGGCGCGGCAGCUGAAGCGGGCGCACGGCUGCUUCCCCGAGGGCCGGGCCCCGCCACCGCCCCACGCCAAGCAGCCUCCGCUCUCCGCCAAGGAGCUCCUGGCGCAGCAGCAGCAGCUCGGCCACCCCUCGGCGGCGGAGGCGGCGGCGCGGCCCCCGCCGCAGCCCCUGGAGCGCUACUCGCUGGCGUCCGAGCGGCCGCCGCCCCGCCUGGGCGCCGAGUACGGCGGCGGCCGGCAGGUCAACGGGAUCCUGGUGCCCAACGGCUUCCCCAAGCCCGAGGAGCCGCCCGAGCUCAACCGGCAGAGCCCGAACCCGCGGCGGACGCACGCCGUGCCGCCCACCCUGGUGCCGCUGGUGAACGGCGCCGGGCUCCCCGCCGCCAUCGGCGGUCUGGGCAGCCGCGCCGCCGCCGCGGCCGCCGCCUCGCUGGCCGCCAUCUCCGCCGCGCCCGCCCCCAUGGCUGUGCCCGUGCCCCAGCAGCCGGCGGCGGCGGCGCAGGCGGCGGCGCAGGCGGCCGGGCAGCCCGGCGAGCUGGGGCACAAGCGCCCCGGCUCCGUCUCCUCCUCCUCCUCCUCGGGUGGCGGCGGCGGCGCGGCGGGGGAGCACGACAGCGGCGCCAAGGAGAAGCGCGGCUCCGCCGAGAGCCUGCCGGCGGCGGCGGCGGCGGAGCUGGCCGCGGAGGGCAAGGGUCGGCCGGGCUCCGAGCAGGAGUGGCUGGCCAAGCCCAAGACAGUGCGGGACACGCUGCUGGCCCUGCACCAGCACGGGAGCCACACCGUGGCCCCCUUCGACAGCAAAUUCAAGAAGGAGCCGGGCAUGGCGGGCGGCAGGCUGCUGGGCUACGAGACCAACGGCUCCGUGGCCAAGCCAGGGGCCCGGGCCGCCCGGAAGAGGAAGCCUUCCCCCGAGCCCGAGGGCGAGGCUGGACCCCCGAAGAUCAACGGGGAGGUGCAGCCCUGGCUGCCCGCCCCGUCGGAAGGGAUGAAGCUGCCGCUGACGGGCACCCCCUUCAUGUCGCCCCCGCCGCCCACCGCCUCGCCCCACUCCAACCGGACCACGCCGCCCGAGGCGGCACAGAACGGCCAGUCCCCCAUGGCCGCCCUCAUUCUGGUGGCGGACAAUGCCGGGGGCAACCACGCCUCCAAAGACGCCAACCAGGUCCACUCCACCACGCGGAGGAACAGCAGCAGCCCCCCCUCGCCCUCCGCCAUGAACCAAAGAAGGCUGGGCUCCGGCAGGGAGGUGCCGGGCCAGGGGGCCAACGCGGCGGCGGCGGGCGGCCUGGAGCCCGUGCACCCCGCCAGCCUGCCGGACUCGUCCCUCGCCGCCAGCGUCCCGUUGUGUUGUACCCUGUGCCACGAGCGCCUGGAAGACACCCACUUCGUGCAGUGCCCCUCCGUCCCCUCGCACAAGUUCUGCUUCCCCUGCUCCCGGCAGAGCAUCAAGCAGCAGGGAGCCAGCGGGGAGGUGUAUUGCCCCAGCGGGGAGAAGUGUCCCCUGGUCGGCUCCAACGUCCCCUGGGCCUUCAUGCAAGGGGAGAUCGCCACCAUCCUCGCCGGAGAUGUGAAAGUGAAAAAGGAGAGGGACUCGUGACUCGCCUGCGCUCGCUGCCCGACGUCACCUUGAACUCGAACUGCUCGAAUUCUGUAUAUAUCUAUAAAUAUAUAUAUAUAAAUAUAUAUAUAUAUCUCCAAGACAAGGGAAAUGUAGACUUCAUAAACAUGGCUGUAUAAUUUUGAUUUUUUUGAAUACAUUGUGUUUCUAUAUUUUUUGAAGACAAAAGGUAUGUACUUAUUAUAAAGGCAUUUCUUCUAAUUCUUCUCUUUUUUUUUUCUGUUUCGUUUUUUCUUUUUUUCCCUUUUGUUAUAGCAACUAUUUGUUGUGCUUCCCUGGUGACAGUUACUGUUCAAUGUAGGCUGUGACUUGCGCUGCUUUUUUUAGAGAGCACUUGGCAAACCAGAAAUGCUUCUAGCUGUAUUUGUAUGCACUUGUUUCUUCUGUUUUUUCUUUUCUUUUCUUUUUUUUUUUUUUUAAAUGCCAAAUACACUUUCUGACAUUGUAAAGAUUGCCUUACUGUCUGUGAUUCCUUAUUCCUGGCCCCUGUCCUGUAGAGCUGGUCGCACGCAGGCUUGGUCUGAGGCAGCUGGGGACAAGAGUGGCUGGCCAAGGCAGGCGUGCCCUUUGCAUCCCUCCGGCCGGGCGAGCUUAGGGAGCAGGAGAGCUUUCUCCCGGGAGCGUGUGGCUCGGGUUGCGAUGGAAGAUCCUCCAGAUCCAGUCUCGAAUUGCUCACUGUUUCUCGAGGGAAGUUGCCACCAGAGUAGGAUGUGGAGAGGUGUCCAAGAGGCGCUGUUGAGUUAGGGAUUUCUGGGUUUGUUUGUUUUUGGUUUGGUGUUUUGUUUUGUUUUGUUUUUUUUUUAAGGCAAAGUUGACCGCAGUUCUCGUGAUCGGUUCUAAGAUUACAAAACUGCAUUUAUUCACCAGUUGCAUACCAUAAUAUGGAAUUUUGAUAACGAACUUAGUUACAUGAUUGGCAAAGGUGCCAAUGUAGCACUGCCAUUUCUGAAGGUCUUCAGUGUCACUUGCGGGGCUUUUGUGUCUUUGGACAAAGCUGGGGAUGUGGGGAAGAGACUUUAUUUUAUUUUACUUUAAUUUUCAGAUAGUGCAUAUGGAUUUUGAUUUUGCUUACCAGUCACCUCUGGUGCUGUUGCUAUUGUUACUAUCGCUGACCCGGUAUUUCCAAGUAGUGGCAGGUACGGUGUGGUACAGUGACAGCAGUGACUGAGGCUCUGCCAAAUUGCCCGCGGGCAUAUCAGUGACAGCCCAAAUGUGGGUGGAGGAAACCUGUAAUUUCCUUAUUACGUAUGCUUGAAACAAACCUACUGCUAUUCUUUGAAAAUGAAAAUAUAAACUGGUUGAAAUGAAAGCAAUUAGGGCUGCACAUAAUGGCCCUGGCCCUGCCUUUUAAGCUACUUUGGAGAACUCUUUUGUAAAGCCACUUCUUUUGAUCACGCUUCUGCAUCACCAAGCAGACUUCUAAAAUCAAUAAAUCAUUGGUUACUAGAAA